AUGCCCUCCAUCCACCUUACAAUCAUGACUCGAGCAAUGCGAAAGACCGCGCAGGCGCCUUGUUUGCCAGCCCGGCGAGCAGAUGUUAUCCUCGCGGCGAACGCAGGUCUUGAGAUAUACGAGGACAUUGUCGCCAUCAUCAAGAGCAAAACGAAUCAGAACUCAUGCUCCCUGGUGUAUGGCACCGACUCUGACGGCACUUAUGUGGAAGGGUAUGCUUACGAGGCUACGACGAGUGGUGAGAACUGCGACACGACGGCGGAGAAGAAGACUAUCCUUGCGGUAGUGGAGAAGUGUGCCAACAAGCUGAAUGCCCAGGGUGCGAUUCGGGCUGCUGCACCAUAA
Aspergillus viridinutans is the source of this 345-nucleotide messenger RNA. RefSeq lists its product as uncharacterized. NCBI's taxonomy places the organism in Eukaryota, Fungi, Ascomycota, Eurotiomycetes, Eurotiales, Aspergillaceae. The record is from RefSeq and is a predicted model, not a curated record. The transcript has 3 exons. The coding region runs from base 1 to 345 and encodes 114 amino acids.